Messenger RNA from Scheffersomyces coipomensis, 666 nucleotides. RefSeq names its product tRNA 2'-phosphotransferase (gene TPT1). Lineage: Eukaryota; Fungi; Ascomycota; Pichiomycetes; Serinales; Debaryomycetaceae. The record is from RefSeq and is a predicted model, not a curated record. Gene Ontology annotation, molecular function: tRNA 2'-phosphotransferase activity. The transcript has a single exon. Bases 1 to 666 code for a protein of 221 amino acids. Gene Ontology annotation, biological process: tRNA splicing, via endonucleolytic cleavage and ligation.
AUGUCUGCACCAGACUCAAGUAGACGAGAUACGAUAAUAUCCAAAGGGUUAGCCUAUUUAUUGCGACAUGGUGCCAUUAAAGAGAAUCUAACCAUUGAUGAGAAGGGAUACGUAAAGAUCCCCGAUUUAUUAAAUCAUACACGAUUGAAAAGUAGUAAAACCACGAUGGAAGAUAUACUACGGAUCGUAGCCAAUGACACCAAACAACGAUAUACGAUUAAUGAUGAUGGAGAUAUGAUCUGUGCAAAUCAAGGUCAUUCCAUAAAAGCGGUUGAUAAUACCAAUUUAAUCUUAUAUACGAAAGAAACCAUACCGAAAGAUAUUUAUCAUGGAACAUUUAAAAAGAAUUUAGGUGAUAUAAUUCAAAGUGGAGGAUUAUCGAGAAUGGGAAGAAAUCAUAUUCAUUUCACAUCAAGUGAAUCAUCCUAUGUAGCGGGAAAGAGAUAUAAUAGUAAUAUUUUAAUUUAUAUUAAUGUGGAGAAAUGUUUAUUACAUGGAAUUCAAUUUUAUAAAAGUUUAAAUGGGGCUAUAUUAAGUGAAGGCGAUGGCAAUGGAUUUAUAAAAUAUGAAUUAUUUGAUAAGGUGAUAGAUGUUAAAUUAGGAGUUGAAAUUGAUAUCCUGACAUAUAAGGAAAGGGCAACUGAUAAUGAUAAUGAUAAUGAUUAA